GGCAAGAAAGACAAUGCCGCUGAGAAGGAGCCCGAGGAUACACUGAAUCAGAACUUGAAGCGACUGGGGCAGUGUCGCAUGCAAGCUUUCCAGUUGGAGAACCAAGUCAUCAAUGAGUGCCUGCGGCGUGUGGCCGACCUCCAGGAGCGGCUUUCGGCCGCCGAGUCCCGCGUUACCGAGCUCCAGGAAGAGCUGGCGACUGCGAGGUCUGCAGCUGCACCGCGGCAAGCAGACACCUCGGGUGCCUACGACGCCAAGAAGCCGCCGUGCUUUCGCACGGCCAACCAAGACAUCGUGGGCAGCGUCCAGGCCGGCUACCUCUCGAUACAGAAUGGUGCCGUGAUCGUCGCGACACACAUACAGGACGACUACUACUUUGGCUACCAGUUCACGCAGCCCACGAACCAGGGCUGGUUCAAAGCGGCCCAGACUCGCGACUUCGACCGGCGCGAGUUCUCGGAAGCGCAGGAGACGCUCUUUAAGCAGUUUCUGGGUGGUGCCAACCCGACUCGCCGGCUUGGGGCCGCCAAGGAGGUCGUCAAUGGGCCGAGCCGCGUGGAAGAUCUCCCAUGGUGGCGCUACAACCGUGCCCUGGCGCUCUGGUACUGCGAGUGGCUGGAUACCUACUACGACAGUGGGGAUGGCGCCUUCUUCUGGCGCGACGAGCUCACGCAGGCCUUCGGGGAGGCGGACAUGGCGGAGGUGAAGGAGGCAGCAGAGAGGAUGCGGCUGGAGCUGCCUCGUGAAGGCCCCGAUGCCGGCGUGCUGGAG
This is a messenger RNA of Symbiodinium necroappetens, 771 nucleotides long. NCBI's taxonomy places the organism in Eukaryota, Dinophyceae, Suessiales, Symbiodiniaceae. The record is from the annotation of a GenBank genome assembly.